Messenger RNA from Salvia hispanica, 1410 nucleotides. Its product is annotated as E3 ubiquitin-protein ligase PUB23. Gene Ontology annotation, biological process: protein ubiquitination. The record is from RefSeq and is a predicted model, not a curated record. Lineage: Eukaryota; Viridiplantae; Streptophyta; Magnoliopsida; Lamiales; Lamiaceae. Gene Ontology annotation, molecular function: ubiquitin protein ligase activity.
UCCAUCCCUCAUCAAAAUUCAAUCAAUCUCAAAACCCUAAUCAAAUUCUCCAGCAAUGGCGGAUACCGAAAUCGAGAUCGAGAUCCCAUCCUACUUCCUCUGCCCAAUCACCCUCGCCAUCAUGAGAGACCCCGUCACCGUCUCCACCGGCAUCACCUACGACCGCCACAGCAUCGAGAAAUGGCUCUUCACGCAGCAAAAGACCACCUGCCCCGCCACCAAGCAGCACCUCCCCUCCCUCGACCUCACCCCCAACAUCACCCUCCGCCGCCUCAUCCAGUCCUGGUGCACCCUCCACGCCCUCCAGCGCCUCCCCACCCCCAAGCCCCCCCUCACCCGCCCCCACCUCCUCCGCCUCCUCUCCUCCGCCGCCCACUCCCACUCCCUCCAAUCCCUCAAAUCCGCCGCCGCCGAGAGCCACACCAACCGCCGCAUCAUGGCCGCCGCCGGCGCCCCCGAAUUCCUCGCCUCCUUAAUCACCACCCCCGCUGCAGAGGAUGCUCUCAGCCUCCUCUGCGCCCUCCAGCUCCCCGAAUCCAGCCUCAAACCCCUCUCCACCCCCAAUUUCAUCCAAUCCCUAACCCUAAUUUUACAAAUCGGCAGCUACGAAUCGCGAUCCUACGCGAUCAAUCUCCUCAGAUCCAUCACCGAAAUCGCCGAUCCGUCAACCCUCACAUCCCUAAACCCCCAAUUCUUCACCGAAAUCGCUCAAUUUCUGAAAUCGGAUGACAUCACGAGAAAGGAGAGGAAAUCGGCUUUAAAAACCCUAGCCUCCGUCUGCAUUUGGGGGCGGAAUCGAGUGAAGGCAGUCGAGGCCGGAGUUGUAUCAGCGGCGAUCGAUUUACUGCUGGAGACGAGCGAGAAGAGGAUGUGUGAGAUGUUGAUGGGGGUGGUGGAGGUGCUGUGCCAGUGCGCGGAGGGGAGGGCGGAGCUGGUGGGGCACGCGGCGGGGCUGGCGGUGGUGUCGAAGAAGAUACUGAGGGUGUCGGGGGCGGCGAGCGAGAAAGGGGUGAGGAUACUGCAGGCGGUGUCGAGGCACUCGGCGACGAAGGCGGUGGUGGCGGAGAUGAUGCAGAGCGGGGUGGUGGGGAAGCUGUGCUUGGUGGUGCAGGUGGAUUGUGGGGUGAAGAUAAAGGAGAGAGCGAUGGAGAUUUUGAAGGCGCAUGCCAGAGCCUGGAGGAAUUCACCUUGCUUGCCUUACCAUUUUAUCUCUUCUUAUCCCUCAUGAAAAAUGGACUAUAAUUAUUGGAUCCAUGCAAAUUUAGGUUUUUCAUUUUUUUUAAUUUCCAUGUCAAUAGUUGGAUUUUUGGAGUCAUAGAAUUUGUACACGAGGGGCAGGAACUGCCCAUUUUAGUUACAUUAAUUAGUUGAACAAUUCUAUAAGUAUCAAGAUUUCAGAAAUUCGAAACA